Daldinia loculata is the source of this 1727-nucleotide messenger RNA. RefSeq lists its product as uncharacterized. The transcript has a single exon. The coding region runs from base 92 to 1543 and encodes 483 amino acids. Lineage: Eukaryota; Fungi; Ascomycota; Sordariomycetes; Xylariales; Hypoxylaceae. The record is from RefSeq and is a predicted model, not a curated record.
CGGUACAAUUAUAUACCAAUUUUACUACAUGUAUAUUCGAUCAUAGGUUUACACGGCUGGCUGUCGUUCUGACAGCCGUCUAUCUUACACAAUGACGCCCCAUAAUGAUCCUACCAUCACCGCCACCGCCAUGCUGCUCAUCGCAGCCCUCGUUACUACCGUCGGUGCGGCCGCCUACGAGAACUUAGCUAUACUAAACCAUGCGGCUCUAUUCCCUCAAUCCACCGGUGUCUACAACCCCGGCCUCGGACCCCGCCAAUUCGUAGACGGCAUGCCCGCGAUCCCCGCGUUGCCGCUGUUUCCCGGCAAUGCCAAGCGUCAGGAUCAGGUCGCGCAAUGCUCGACAGGCAACCACAACUGUCUAGAGCUCGGCCCCAUAGGUGCGCUGUGGUGUUGCAGCAACGACAACUACUGUUUCCUGGAUCAGAACUGGGAGCCAAAAUGCUGCGGCCUGGGAGUGUCGUGCGGCUCGCCGUGCGCUGAAGACUUGUUAUAUUGCAACGGCACCGCAACCGUAGCUACGACAGUCGCAACAUCGCCCACGACGACUGUCUUGGAGCAGACUAGCGUAACCCCUGCGUGCUGCGGACGAGCAUGCGGCAGCACUUCCUUCCUCUGCCAGGGGGGCUUUGGCGGCCAGUGUUGCCCGUUCGGGGCGAGCUGCGGCUCCGACAGUAAAUGCUUAUACCCUCCUACAUCAUCUAAAUCUCAAAUUACUCCCGUCUCAUCAGGCUGCAUCGCCUGUUCCACAGGCGGCGGGUGUUGCGAUGUUGGCAGCACCUGCACAUCAAGCUUAGUCUCUGCAACGUCGACGGCGCAACUCUGCGCAGCUAACCUGACCGUUGUUAGCAACAACGAGGGGCUCUCGGAGGGUGCCAGAGUUGGUAUAGGGGUCGGUGUCGCCGUAGGCGCAUCGCUUAUCAUCGGCGGCGUGACAUGGUUCUGGAUUCACCGCCGGCGCGUGUCUAAAUCGCGCCGCGACGGUGGGACGCUGGUGGGAUCCGGGCGUGACGAGCUGGAUCUUACGGGACCCUUUAUCCCUCCAGGUGCUGCCAUGUCAGAUAUAACGAGCCCGUCAAGUAGGACGGGCAUGAGGCCACGGCUGCACGAAGACGGGCUUGCGUACCCCUAUUUUGGAGCUGAUGCCGUCCCCGGGCCUUAUACGGAGCGCGAGGAUAACAGCACCCCCAGCAGGGCUCAAGGCAUCGAGUCCAGGUCAAGUCCCGGGUUCCCUGACCAAACCGCAAGGGCUGCUAACCGUUACCCGGACGCUCCGGGGGAUAUCGUCCGGCCGGUUGAGCUUGCUUCGCAGAGGGAAACGCAGGUGGAACUAGGUGACGACGGAUCGAGUAUUUCAGAAAAUGUUUCUGUUGCGGGUGGUGCUGCGGCGGCCAAAGAAGAGAAACAGGAGGCGUAUGAGCUUUAUGGGAGUCCCGUAACCUCACCAGUACCGACGACUUUUGAAGAAGCAGAGCGGCAUAGAGCUCAGGAGCCCUCUCCGCCGGUCCCAAGUCAGAAAGCAGAGAAGAGUGGGCAUGAAUGAGUAAUUGAUGAAAUAUGAUGGACGUUUGGUAUAUUACCCCUAAUCCUAACUGUAACGAGUAUCUAACAUAUGAACUUAAUCUGAAUGAAUACGACUGGAUACCCUUCAGUCUGCGGACAAACGCCUCACCUUACCUUCCUUACCUUUACCCCUAACGCCGAGCGUAAACACUGUGCGAUUGCAC